This is a messenger RNA of Ceratina calcarata, 1713 nucleotides long. RefSeq names its product DALR anticodon-binding domain-containing protein 3. Lineage: Eukaryota; Metazoa; Arthropoda; Insecta; Hymenoptera; Apidae. Gene Ontology annotation, biological process: arginyl-tRNA aminoacylation; tRNA C3-cytosine methylation. Bases 97 to 1497 code for a protein of 466 amino acids. Gene Ontology annotation, molecular function: tRNA binding; ATP binding; arginine-tRNA ligase activity. The transcript is spliced from 4 exons. The record is from RefSeq and is a predicted model, not a curated record.
UAUUCUAUACGUGAAGCUACGUGGUAGUGGUAGUUCACAGUUCACAGCUGUUUCUUAUUGGGAUUCAGGAUUAACCUGACAUACCUAUAGUUACAAAUGGAUAACACAUCGCCCAUUUGUAUACAAACACUUGCAAAGAAUAUAACUUGCUACUUAAGUGAUAAUUAUUGUAAGAAUACUUCAGUUGUUAAAAUAAAUAACGAAAAUCUAGCCAUAAAUGGUGAAUUAUAUUUCCUGCUUAGCCUUAAAGCAUGGGAAAGCUCGUUAAAAAACACAGAUAAAUGCGCUGAGAAGUGUGCAACAAUUUUGCAACAUUUUUUCCACAAACAUGUUGGUGACAUAAACGACAAAACUGAUAAAUAUGUCUCAGUUAAGGUUCUGCAAUUGCUAAUAUCGUAUAGUAGCAAUUGGCCAAUAAAAAUAGAGAAGUAUCUCUUAAAAGGAGAAAGAGUAUGCUUAUUUUUGCAACGUGCUCCUCUUAUAGAACAAUCAAUCAAGGAAGCUGUAUCAUCUAAAUGUGACUUUGGGAGGACUUCUCCAGUAAACAAAGUUUAUAGUUUAAAAUCAAUCGAGGAUAAAGAAUCAGAAUUGACAAGUAAAAGAUUACAAUUGAUACAAAGUGUUACCGAAAGAGUUCUAAAUCUACAUGGUUGCAAAAUAUCCGACGAGCAUGCUGAUUACAAAUUUAUAUUCACGUCUAAAUCCCAAGGAAAUGUAGAAGAUAAUUAUGUGAAAUGUAUAUGUGGCGUUGUGAAAACUGUAGAAACAAAUUGUAAAGAGACACAGAUAACAUGGCAGGACUAUGUUCAGAACAAAAUCAAAGAGUUGAAGGCAUUAAAUGAACACAAGUAUUUUGAAGGGCAAGAGUGUAAUCUAAAUACAGAAGAGUAUUUCCUUAAAAAUCUUGCGAAUGCAGCAGUUACGUUUGAAUUACUGUCUGUGAAACCAAGCCAUCCUGUUUUUAUUGGAUGUGGCAAUUUUGCGACUGACAAAGCUACUACAAAUACAAAAGGUUCUUGUAAUAAUUUUACUAGAGAAUCAAAAGAAAUAAAUAUCUCAUAUUAUUUUAGUUUUCUAGGUGCAUCAUUCAUAUUGUAUAAUGCAGCGAGAAUAUCAGCUAUUAUUGAAAAAUAUAAUGAUAAAGUAUCAAGAGGAGAAUAUCCUAAUUUGCCACACAUCAAUAAUAUAGAUUUUUCUCUAUUGAACCAAGAGGACGAGUGGGAAAUUGUCUAUAAUUUUAUUAUUAGGUAUCAAUUAAUGAUAAAGGACUGUUUGAGAUAUGAACCCUUUCAAACAUGUCCACAAGCCAUAUGCAUAUUUCUUAUAAGACUAUGCUCAAAAUUCAGUAUCUAUUACCGUAAGACUAGGAUUUUAAUUGAAGCAUAUGAUCAUUUGAUUCCAACAAUGACUGCAAGACUGUACAUGUUACAUGCAUUGCAAGUUGUACUUCGAAAUGCACUUGCAAUACUUGAUAUUCACCCUGUGUCAAGAAUGUAAUACAGUUUUAUGCAUUUUUAUGCAAGGACUUCAAGGAAACCAUUCAUCAAUUGUGAACAGAAGAGAAAAAAAUAAAUUUAUGAGAUUCAUCAAACAAUAGCUCAAUUUAUAUUUUGUACCUGUUUAAUCAGUAACUUAUUAAAAAAUAAAACUGUUUAUAAAGACAAAGUAAGAAAAGUAACCUUGUCCAUUUCCAUUGUUUAACCUAAGUUUAUA